This is a messenger RNA of Lathyrus sativus (Indian pea), 834 nucleotides long. NCBI's taxonomy places the organism in Eukaryota, Viridiplantae, Streptophyta, Magnoliopsida, Fabales, Fabaceae. The record is from the annotation of a GenBank genome assembly.
AUGAGGAACAUAAUCAUGCAAACAAAAGGAGGGCAACUACAAAGGAUUAAUGAGCUACAUGCAAGUUACUUAGCUUAUCAGUAUCCUUUGAUUUUUUCCUAUGGAGAAGAUGGUUAUAGGCCUAACAUAGCUCAUCGAGACUUAGGCAUCUUCCGAGACAAUAAGAGAAACAGACUAACCAUAAGGGAAUGGUUGUCAUUUCGAAUUCAAAGUAGAUUUAAUGAAGCUAAGACAUUGUUAUCAUCACGACGACUAUUCCAACAAUUUUUGGUUGAUGGUUACACAAUGUUAGAGUCUGAAGAAUUAGAAUGGAUCCAAAAAAAUCAAUCAAAACUCAGGGUGUCAAAGUACAAUAGUCUUAAUGAUGAAGGUGAUCAAAGUCAAACACCAGGAUCAUCCAUAGGGAAAAGAGUGGUUUUGCCAUCUUCCUAUGUUGGCGGUCGUAGGUUUAUGGGUCAAUUGUACUAUGAUGGCAUGGCUAUCUGUAGUAAAAUGGGAUUCCCCGAUUUAUUCAUAACUUUUACUUGCAACCCAAAUUGGCCUGAGAUACAAAGAGUAUUGACACCUCUUCAUUUGAAAGCACAAGAUAGACCAGAUGUUAUUUCUAGGAUAUUCAAAAUCAAGUUUGAUCAAUUACUUUCAGAUUUAACAAAGAAGGGUGUGUUAGGCAAGGUGCUUGCAUAUAUGUACACCAUUGAGUUUCGAAAGAGAGGGUUGCCACAUGCACAUAUUUUGAUAUUUUUGCAUCCUUCUAACAAGUAUCCAACACCUGAAGAUAUUGACAAAAUCAUUAGUGCUGAAGUGCCUGAUCCUUUGAAAGACCCAAAGUUGUAA